AUGACCAAAAUCGAACGAGGGCUUGAAGAUUCGUUGUCUAACCUCGAACAAUUUGUUAGCGGCUUCGACAAAAACCGAGAUCAAGCGAAAAUCAGUUCGCGUCUGGAUCGGUUGGAAGGUUUAUUUAGCGAGUUUCGAACCAAGCGAGCUAAAAUAGAAUCGCGGCAAGAGCAAGACUUGGAUUUAAAGAGUGAUGCAUCCGAUCCAAAAGAGAAGCAAGUGAAACUGGACGUCGAUGCUGCGAAUAAAUCCAACCGUUUGAGUUUUGAGAAUAGGUAUUUCGACUUAAAAGACUUUCUGCUGUCACACCUAGCCAAACCGACUGCUAUAGCUGCUCCCUCUCCCGUAUCCUUGCCCUGCCAACCGUUAGCAUCUCGAAUCCACCUCCCAGUUUUCAAAAUCCCUUCUUUUGAUGGCAGUGUAAAGGAUUGGCUUAGUUUUCGUGAUGCUUUCCAGAGCAUGAUCGAUAAGGAACCGUUGCUAACCGCUUUCGACAAGUUUAAUUAUCUGUUAACCGUGCUUACUAAGGAUGCCAGGACGUUAGUAGAAUCGAUAGAGGUAACCGCCGCGAAUUACGAAGUGGCUUGGUCGAUGCUGCAGGAGCGGUUUGAAAACAAAAAGAUAAUCGCCCGCACAUUGAUUGACGGUUUUCUGGAAGCGGAACCGAUGAGAAAAGAGUCUUUCGACGCCUUAGUUCACCUCAUCGACUCUUUUGAACGCAAUUUACUUCAGUUGAAAAAGCUUGGUUUGCAACCUGAAGAAUGGUCUCAUCUUCUCGCUCAUUUGUUAUACAGACGACUUGACUCAGACACUCAGCGACAUUGGGAACGCACACACAAGAGCCGUGAGGUGCCGAGCGCAAUCGCGAUCAUCGUCAUGAAACGGUGA
Messenger RNA from Wyeomyia smithii (pitcher-plant mosquito), 888 nucleotides. RefSeq lists its product as uncharacterized. NCBI's taxonomy places the organism in Eukaryota, Metazoa, Arthropoda, Insecta, Diptera, Culicidae. The coding region runs from base 1 to 888 and encodes 295 amino acids. The record is from RefSeq and is a predicted model, not a curated record. The transcript is spliced from 2 exons.